AAACCCUAAUGUAAUAUGUCUUCAGGUUUUAGAAGAGCGAAAUGACGCUCAGAGACAACUUUCUCGAGAGCAGAAUGCCAGAGUAAUACAAGAUGAAAUCCUGGCCCAUCGUCUUUCCCAACAAAAGGAGGCAGAAAAGGCUAAUAAGAAAAUGAAUGCUGAGGACACAAUGAAUUUUGAGCUGUCUGACCCAAAAGAUAGCAGCGAGGUGCUUCCUCAGCAACUUCCUGAAGCUGAGCGUCAAUUCCGUGGCCCAGAAAUUGAGCUCCAUCCCAGGAGAGAUGCUCUUACACCAACAACGUUGGUAUUAGAAUGUGUGCACAGAGACCGAGGCCAAGCCCAGUGUUCAAACAAGGAAACUGAACCCUUGUCUCAGAGCAAACAAGGGGACGUCAUCAAAUACAUUGCAAAGCAGGCAUUCUUGAAGGAGACAAUACGUAAACUACAAAGUGAAAACACGUUGCUUCGACAGCAACUAGAAGUUGCUCGAAAUGAAGCCAGAAGUGAAAAGACAAUACUUAAUACUCCAAAGCCAUUUCUGGAUCACAUGGGAAAACUUGAAGCCAUGAGCAGACGAGUUCUGAUGCUGGAGGAAGGAAACAAGGAGUUAAUUAAAGAAUGCAGAUGUUUAAAGGACAGACUGUGUCAGUAUGAAACGGACAGAGCAGAAAUGGAAGUAAGUACCCAGAAAGGGAACUAAUU
Messenger RNA from Vicugna pacos (alpaca), 702 nucleotides. NCBI's taxonomy places the organism in Eukaryota, Metazoa, Chordata, Mammalia, Artiodactyla, Camelidae. The record is from RefSeq and is a predicted model, not a curated record.